AUGAAGCAACAGUCGAGACUGCGACGCCUUUUGGGGCUCAAGGAAAAAAAUGCCGAGAAGGAAAUCAAUGAUUUGUCAACAGAGUACCCAGAGACAGAAGUCAGUUCAACCUCCAGUGGAAUUGCCUCGCACGAUUCAUCAGUGGACGAUGAUGGAUUCCAAGACGAUGCGUUUGCCGACGUGAGAGAUCGGAUGGAGGAGUUGUCUGCUCGGGAUCGCUCUCGUUAUGCCUCACAUAGUGAAUCUCACGCGGAAGAAGAAUUGAAGUUGCCAGUCUUUGCAGCAUACACCACGUACUUAGGAUACGCUGUGCUGAUUCUAUGCGGACACAUUCGAGAUCUGUUUGCAAAUAUUUUUGGUCACGGUAGAUAUCUUCGUCGCAAGACUCCUUACAGCAGCGACAACCUUCAAGUUUUUGCCCCUCUCUUGAAGUCGUGGGAAAACUUUUACACUCGACGACUUUAUCAUCGCAUUCAGGAUUGCUUCAAUCGACCAAUUGCAUCCAGUCCUGGUGCUUCCAUUCAAGUCUUGGAACGAGUUAGUGAUAACGGAACCAAAACCCUUGAGUUGCUUGGAACAUUGGAUGAUCUUGACUCGGACAAACAGCGCGAGGAGUACGAAAAGUCUCCCCACUUUGUCAAGGUUUCACAAGAUCGUGUGGCGCGCAACUGUUUGAACCUUGGGAGCUACAACUACUUGGGAUUUGCCGAUGAUUGGAACAUUACUUGCAAGGAUGAGGUUGUUGGAUCGAUGGAGGAUCUUCCGGUUUCGAACAGUUCUCCUCGUAAUGAAUAUGGAACAACGCGCUUGCAUCGAGAGGUAGAGGAGCGCGUGGCUCGUUUCUUGGGGAAGGAAGAUGCACUAUGUCUGAAUAUGGGGUUCAACACAAACUGUACCACAAUUCCAGCUCUUGUUCAUCGUGGUGAUCUAAUCAUCAGUGACGAGCUCAACCACACUUCGAUCGUAAAUGGUGCCAGAGCAAGUGGAGCAGCCAUUCGUAUUUUCCACCACAAUAAUUCGAAACACCUGGAGGAUAUCUUGCGGGAGGCAAUCGUUAUGGGCCGUCCCCGAACCCGUCGUCCAUGGAACAAAAUCCUUGUCAUUGUGGAAGGAAUCUAUAGUAUGGAAGGAGAAUAUUGUGACUUGGCGAAUGUUGUAAGAGUAUGCAAGAAGUACGGCGCACAUGUAUACCUUGAUGAAGCCCAUUCCAUCGGCGCCAUGGGGCCAACUGGACGUGGAUGUUCCGAAUAUUGUGGUGUCGAUACUAGCGACAUCGAUAUCAUGAUGGGGACUUUUACAAAAUCUUUUGGUGGCAUGGGUGGAUACAUUGCUGCAUCCAAGGAUGUGAUCAGUUUCCUCAGGAAGAGUUGUGCUGGAAGUUCCUAUCACAAUUCGCUUUCUCCUGUCGUUUGUCAGCAAGUAAUUUCAAGUUUCAAGGUUGUGAUGGGUGAAGACGGUACAAACAUUGGAAAGCAAAAGAUUCAUGCUCUUCGGGACAAUUCAAAUUACUUUCGAAUGCGUCUUGAGGAUAUGGGACUGCAUGUACUCGGGCAUUACGACAGUCCAAUUAUACCAGUCAUGCUCUACAACCCUACAAAAAUUUGUUCGUUCUCCCGUGAGUGUUUCAAACGAGGACUUGCCGUCGUCGUUGUUGGAUUUCCAGCUGUACCUAUCAUCACGUCAAGAGCACGAUUCUGCAUUUCUGCCGGGCAUACCAGAGAGCAGUUGGACCAUGCACUCAAAGAAAUCGAAGAAGUUGCUGACAAGUUGAAACUCCGUUAUGCAGUCUCAACGUUUGGGUAA
Cylindrotheca closterium is the source of this 1803-nucleotide messenger RNA. The record is from the annotation of a GenBank genome assembly. Lineage: Eukaryota; Bacillariophyta; Bacillariophyceae; Bacillariales; Bacillariaceae.